Molecule: messenger RNA, 1257 nt
Organism: Lottia gigantea (owl limpet)
Lineage: Eukaryota; Metazoa; Mollusca; Gastropoda; Lottiidae
Exons: 10
Molecular function (GO): protein binding; zinc ion binding
Source: RefSeq, a predicted model, not a curated record
GGAGAAAGCAGAAAAUUUUAUCAUUUUGUGCGUCGUAUUUUUUCUAAUUUAUUUGUGAUCCUGGCGUCAAAAUUGUAGAUAGAAAUUAAUUGACGAAGGGUCGAGAGGAAACAUGUCGGAAAACCUGAUAGCUACUGCUAGACACUUGGACAAAGAGGAUCAUGAGCAGCCAGAACCUUUUCGAGUCGAGCCGAAUAUUAUGUGGCCAGAUUUUAAAGCUGUGGUUAUAGCUCAAUAUGAAGACCCUCCAGAUGAUGUGAUCAUCAAAUAUUCAGAUGAGGACAAUGAUAUGAUUAUGAUGAGCACACAAGAUGAACUGUUUGAAGCCAUGAAGACUGCUGCUGAUAAUGGAGGAAUCAUGCAGUUGGAAGUGAAGGGGAUCAAGAAGACUGAAAGUGCAACAGAAAAGAAAGCAUACCCUGCUCCUGUGACACAAAUUGACGCUACUCGAAUUUUACCAGCCAUCCCCCGAAAUAAAGUGCCACAUACUCUACCUUUAAUCACAGUCAACAGUUCCGAUCAGCCAUCAACGAGUGAGAUGGCAGAACCCGCUGAUAUGAGAGAAACAGGGGAGAUUACUCCUAAUUCAGACAGAGACCAAGAAACUGGAUUAUAUUUAACAAAGAAUAUAUCCGACAAGGAAGAAGCCCAAGUCCUAGAAACAGACAGUAACUCUGCCUCCUCAGCUGAUCAACCAAUAGAAACAGAAAAAAUCUCUUCCAACAGUGAAUAUGAAAGAAUGACAGGUGCCAAUCUUCCUGAAGUACCUUCUGAUGAUUCUAUGCCCUACCCAGCUUUUGUUGAGUUCAUGGAAAAGUUGAAACAAGAAUUACGUAAUGAAAUAGUCCAUGAUGUGACCAAAAAGACUGUAAAACAAGUUCUACGUGGUUUGGAUCACACUUCAAAUAGAUUAGAAGAUGGUGGUCCAUGGGGAGGUAGAAAAACAGAUCUUAGACAUGUUCAUCCUAUAUAUCUACAUGAAGGUGUAUCAUGUAAAAAUUGUCAGAAGACUAUUCUGGGACCCAGAUACAAAUGUGGUAAUUGUGUGGACUAUGAUUUGUGUGAGAAAUGUGAAAGUAAAUAUGGUAUACACAGCUCAGAUCAUGUAUUUAUAAAACUACGACGACCGUGCCGAGAUGGUCUGUAUCGAGACAGUAAGAAAUCUCCCCUACUGAAACGAGUGUUGUAUAAAUCUGAGGCUCUGGUUGAACCACAAGAGAGAAGAAAAGAUGAAGAAAAAAGUGGAGAAAAUGUUUG